AUGGGUCGCACCAAGAGAGCCCAGAUGACCCCCUCCAUGCCGAGAACACAGGGGAACAGUUCGCACCCCUCCAUCCGCAGCUACUUACACACGCCAGGAGAUUUCCUCUCCCAGGAGGAGGCCUCCAAUAUGGCGCCCUCCUCCCUGAGCUCCACGCUGUCGGAGGAGUACCAGCGCACCGAAAGUGGCUGGCCGGCCCCACAGACACCAGACUGGUACAUACUGUUUACAUCCCUGCCGAAAAAGGAGGACUUCCAGUCACUGCUAGAUGAG
Pelobates cultripes (western spadefoot toad) is the source of this 273-nucleotide messenger RNA. The record is from the annotation of a GenBank genome assembly. NCBI's taxonomy places the organism in Eukaryota, Metazoa, Chordata, Amphibia, Anura, Pelobatidae.